GCGAGCGGACUCUUGAGCCGAGUCAGCUGUGACUGAAGAAGCCUCGAGCGGAACCGACGGGGUCGCCACCAUCUUUGAGGAAGGGGGCUGCGACUCCGCGUGGGGCGGGGGUCUCGGCACAGACAUUUGAAACUAAUUAUACCAGUGGUGUUACGAACACGUUGACGCCAUGGCAACAACAUUUCCAAAAAAUGUCCAAGCACGUAGAUAAAAAUGUUUUCCGUGGGAUCUGUCUGACAUUGAUAAAAGUCCAAAAGGAGACAGCCUUCAUCUUAGCAUGAUGUCAUGAAGCUUGCCAGGUUUGAGCCGUUAUUUUAACUUUAGAAGGUUAUUGAGCAGGUUGCAAAUGGUGUGGAUUUUUAUCAUGAAUCGGAUGAACCCGCAAAGCAGUUCUCCAAGUCAGCGUAGACGAAUGGCCCUCGGAAUUGUCAUUCUUCUCCUGGUUGAUGUGAUAUGGGUUGCUUCCUCUGAACUCACUUCAUAUGUUUUUACUAUGUAUAAAAAACCAUUCUUUAGUACAUUUGCAAAAACGUCCAUGUUUGUUCUUUACCUUUUGGGAUUUAUUGUUUGGAAACCAUGGAGACAACAGUGCACGCGUGGGUUUCGUGGCAGGCAUGCAGCUUUUUUUGCAGAUGCUGAAGGUUAUUUUGCCGCUUGUACAACUGACAAUAGUGUAAAUAGUUCUUUGAGUGAACCUUUAUACGUUCCUGUAAAGUUCCAUGACUUGCCAAGUGAAAAAUGUAGCAGCACUAGUAGUGAUAGUGAAAAAACUCCCAAAAAGCCUCGUGUCAGGUUCAGUAAUAUUAUGGAGAUUCGACAACUCCCAUCAAGCCAUGCACUGGAAGCAAAGCUGUCUCGUAUGUCUUAUCCAACAGUUAAGGAGCAGGAUUCAAUAUUAAAAGCUGUAGGGAAGCUUACAGCAUCUCAAGUAGCCAAAAUCAGCUUUUUCUUUUGCUUUGUGUGGUUCUUGGCAAACUUCUCUUAUCAAGAAGCGCUUUCAGACACCCAAGUGGCCAUAGUUAAUAUUCUAUCUUCAACCUCUGGAUUAUUUACCUUAAUCUUAGCUGCAGUGUUUCCAAGUAACAGUGGAGAUAGGUUUACCCUUUCAAAAUUGUUAGCUGUCAUUUUAAGCAUCGGAGGUGUUGUCCUUGUGAAUCUGUCUGGGUCUGAAAAAUCUGCUGGAAGAGAUACAAUAGGGUCCUUCUGGUCUCUUGUGGGAGCUAUGCUCUAUGCAAUCUACAUAGUUAUGAUAAAACGAAAAGUAGACAGAGAAGACAAGCUUGAUAUACCAAUGUUUUUUGGUUUUGUUGGUUUGUUUAAUUUGCUGCUGCUUUGGCCAGGGUUCUUCCUACUCCAUUAUACUGGAUUUGAGGCAUUUGAAUUUCCAAGUAAAUUAGUCCUUAUGUGCAUUGUCAUCAAUGGCCUUGUUGGAACUGUUCUGUCUGAAUUCCUCUGGCUGUGGGGCUGCUUUCUUACCUCAUCACUGAUAGGCACACUUGCCUUGAGCCUUACAAUACCUCUGUCCAUAAUAGCUGACAUGUGCAUGCAAAAGGUCCAGUUUUCUUGGUUAUUUUUUGCAGGGGCAAUCCCUGUAUUUUUUUCAUUUUUCAUUGCAACUCUCUUAUGUCACUACAAUAACUGGGAUCCAGUGAUGGUGGGAAUUAGAAGAGUUUUUGUAUUCAUCUGCAGAAAACAUCGUAUUCAGAGAAUAUCCGAAGAAAGUGAACAAUGUGAAAGUCUCAUUGCAAUGCACAGUGUUUCUCAAGAAGAUGGAGAAAGUGGUUGUUCUUAGACAACAGUGUAAGAUGGAAUGAUAAUUCAGCGAAGAGACAAUCUCCUGGAAAGUCCUCAUGGAAACAUGUUUCAGUGCCUCUUCUGAAUCUUUAAAUGUUUCAGUUCUUUUGAAACUUAAAAAUACACUAUUGCGCUCUCAAUUCCAAAAAAAAACUAUUAAAAAACUACUUUACUACAGGAAAUUCCAGUCCUUUUGAGAAACCAGCCUGCCUUAUAGAACUCAGCUGGUGAAAUUACUUGACCCAAUCAAGGAAGUGAAUUCUGUUCUAGUGACUUUUUUUUUUUAGCUUUCAUAUUUUUGUUAAGUGCUGGAUAAUAUUUUUACAAAUACUUUUCAAAUUCUGUAAAAGGUCUGUGGAUCAUAAUUUUGUAUACACUUUCAAAUGAAGAACUAAAAUGCACCAGUUACCUGUAAUAGGUACGAAUUACUAUUGUAUGAUGUAUAAACUCUACUUGAAUAAUAACAAAAGAAAGAAAAAUCACUUUAAUUUAUUUAAUAACUUCUUUAUUGAAGAAGCUUUUAUGGCUCUCAGACACUACAUAUACCUUCUUAUCUAUAUGAGCGACCUUGCAAUAGUUUGGGUGCCUUAUGUUUUAAAUAUCUAUUAUGUCCUGAUCAAGUUUUUAAAGAAUUUAAUACAAAAGGUAAAAAACCCCAUCAAAAUCUACUAUGGCAGCUAAAUAU
Elgaria multicarinata webbii is the source of this 2479-nucleotide messenger RNA. RefSeq names its product solute carrier family 35 member F5 (gene SLC35F5). The record is from RefSeq and is a predicted model, not a curated record. NCBI's taxonomy places the organism in Eukaryota, Metazoa, Chordata, Lepidosauria, Squamata, Anguidae. Gene Ontology annotation, cellular component: membrane. The transcript is spliced from 18 exons. The coding region runs from base 347 to 1792 and encodes 481 amino acids.